AACAACAUCAUUUCAUUAAUGUUUAAUCAAUUUUCAAAACGACAUCGUUUAUCGAGUUAAUAGAUGUACAUGUUAAACAAAACUUAUCAGGUUUCUAAAAUGAUCUAAUCAACAAAAAAUUAUUGUUAAAAUGACUAAUAUUUGAAAGUUACAGUAUUUUUUUGGUUUAAAUAUGAGUUCAAGUUUUUUUUGGAUAUAAUUUGUUUUCUCAGUUUUUAAGUGAGCGUGACUGAAUUUCCAGGAUAAAUUCCGAAACUUUCAUAGUAAUUAAUCCCAUGGUAAUAUAUAGGACAAAUAAACCGAACCCAAAAAUCCGAACCGAACCUGAUCCGAUGAAAAUGAGUCCAAACCGAUCCGAAGCCGACAUAAAUACCAAACAGAUCUUGUUUUAUGGUAUUUUGGAUUAUGUGUAUUAUCUGAACCUGAACUUAAAUGAAUAUCCGAUAGAAUCCGAAACAUUCAAAAUCCCAAAUAGAAACUUGUACCAAAAGUGAUCUCAAUUCCCGAUAUAUAUCCAAAAUACACUAAAAUAUUAUCAAACAUCUAAAAUAAUUAUAUAUUACACGAGGAUUGAUGAUUGAAACUUGAAAGUGACGGAUGAGGCUUGAAAUUUUUAGAUUUUGGUUUUGUUUUCAUUGAAUAAUUUUUUUAUUUCAUGAUAAUUUAGUUUUUUUUUAUGCUUUCAUUUAUUGGUUUUCUUUCUAUCAAUACAUAUGUUUUCCUUUCGUUUGAUUUUAAAUGAUCAUGUUUGAUGUUUUUGUCUUAUUUUUGAAUCGAUUGUACUUAUGUUUCGAUCACAAAUUAGGUACAAAUCAAGUGCUUAGAAACCGAAUAACAGAUUUUACUUAUGUUUUGGUUACAAAAUAUGUAUAAAACAAGUACUUUAAAACCAAAUGGCCGACUGGGACCUGAACCCGAAAGUACAUUGGAUUGUACUUGGUCCUUGAAGAUUUACUAACCCGAUAAUAGAGUUCGAACCGGUCCCAAACCGAGCUUUCAUAUAAUCUGAAUGGGACAGAUCUUUAUAAAUCUAAAAAAUCAAGACUCGAUUGGACAAAACCGAAACCCGAUUGAGACCCCAAACUCCCAUGCCUAGCAAUAUACGUAAAAGUGUAUGAAAUGACAAUAUAGCAACAGUUGUGGGCCUGUAAUGCUACUUUGGGCUGUUAAUGAAAUAUUGACAGAAAGCAAUAGUUGUGGGCCAAUAAAGCAAAGACUCCUGAGAAAUGAGAAUCAAUCUGACACGGAUUGGUUUAAAACAAUUUGGUUCAGUUGAUAAACCGAACCGGUGAAUCCUUCGCCGGUUAGGUGUUGAGGUUUAACCACUUUUCUCCUGGGAGAGAGAUUGAGAAACGAAAGCUCAAAGCUUUCACCACCAUGAGGAGAUCGAUCUCUUCCAAAGCCAAGUCCUUUCUCCAUCGAAACCUCCCGGAGAAAGCUAACCCACCGUCGCACCCACUUCUCAAUUCACGACGAGCUUACACUAGCAGUAGCAACAACAACACAGAUUACAAAGAGACAUUACGAAACAAGCUUCGCCACAUGAACCUAGACGACUCCCUCGAACUCUUCUUCCACAUGAUCCAAUCUCAUCCCCUUCCUUCAAUCGCCGACUUCAGCAGGCUGCUAACUGCAAUCUCCAAGCUAAACCGCCACGACGUCGUGAUCCACCUCUACGAGCAGAUGGAGAUCCUCGGCGUCCCUCACAACCUCUACACCUACAACAUUCUCGUAAAUUGUCUCUGCCGCUGCUCGAAACUCUCUCAAGCUUUAUCCUUUCUAGCGAAAAUGAUCAAGCUUGGGCACACCCCGAGCGUCGUCACGUUCGGGUCCCUCCUCGGCGGGCUCUGCCGCGGCGGGAGGGUGAGCGAGGCGCUGCGUUUGUUUGGUAAGAUGGUGGAGAUUGGGGUUAGACCUAAUGUGGUUAUCUACAACAUUGUGAUCGAUGGGCUUUGUAAGAGCCGCCACGUGGAUAAAGCUUUGGACUUUUUUAAUCAAAUGGAGGUUGUUAGACCUGAUGUAGUUACAUACAACUCUCUUAUCUCUGGACUUUGUAACGCGAGUAGAUGGGGUGAGGCUUUAAAGAUGGUGAGGUGUAUGAGUGAGAGUGGUCUUAGCCCUGACGUGUUUACUUUCAACGCGUUGAUUGACGCUUGUGUGAAAAGAGGGAGUCUUUCAGAGGCUGAGGAGCUUUACGAGGAGAUGGUUAGAAGGUCUCUGGAGCCUGAUGUUGUGACUUACAGUUUGCUUAUCGAUGGGCUUUGUGUGUGUAGUCGGUUAGAUGAAGCGGAGCGGAUGUUUGAGUAUAUGGUUAGCAGACGCUGCUUCCCUGAUGUGGUGACUUAUAGUAUUCUCAUUAACGGGUUUUGCAAGUCUAGGAAGGUUGAUUAUGGGAUGAAGCUCUUCUGCGAGAUGUCUCGGAGAGGGGUUGUUAGGAAUGUGGUGACUUAUACUAUUCUUAUCCAGGGGUAUUGUUUAGCUGGGAAGGUUAAUGUGGCUGAAGAGAUUUUUAAAAGGAUGGUUGUUUCUGGUGUGUCUCCUAAUAUUGUGACUUACAAUGUUUUGUUGCAUGGUUUGUGUGAUAAUGGGAAGGUGGAGAAAGCGUUGGUGAUGUUGGAGGGUAUGGAGAAGAGUGGGAUGGAGGGUGAUAUAGUUACGUAUAAUAUCAUUAUCCGUGGGAUGUGUAAAGCUGGUGAGGUUGCAGAGGCUUGGGGUUUGUAUUGUAGCCUUAAUCUCAAGGGACUUGUGCCUGAUAUUUGGACAUACACUACGAUGAUGUUGGGGUUGUAUAAGAAGGGCUUACGGCGUGAGGCUGAUGCGUUGUUUAGGAAGAUGAAAGAAGAUGGGAUCUUACCAAAUGAAUGUUGUGUGUAGUGAAGCUUUAGUUUAGGACUAAGUGAAUCAUCUAACUCAGGGGAGCUUGCAAGAUUAAGUCAGGCUCCUUCCUGUGAGAUGCUUGCCCCUGGAAAGAUCAGGCAGAUCUUUCGAAGCCGAGGUUGGGAUACUCUGAGAUGAGCUAACACAUGUUCAUAUUUAUUAGGAGAAACCAUAGAGAUCCCAGGGGACUUGGGACUUAUAGACGGCAGAGACUACAGAAUCAAAGCUCACAUCAUAUCUGUAUCAUGUGUCUCUCUUAGAGGAUGUUUUCCAUUGGAAUGAGAAACUCAGGUCUCUCAAAACCACGUUGAGGUUUCAUGAGAAGAGCUGAACCUAUCGGACGGGGCCAUGUUAUUAGUCGCUGACUGAAAGUUGAAAAUUGUACAUUACAUUCUUUCUUAUACUGUACACCAAUCAAUGUUUUGAGUGUCUGUAUCAAUUUUUGGUAUGCAAAGUUCUUGUACCAUUUUUUUUUGGCAAAUGUCUGAGCGUGUUCAGAUAUGAGAAAAUAACAGAAAGUGUAUGUCAAAUCAGAUGAAAAGACGAGCUUCAAUUA
Molecule: messenger RNA, 3433 nt
Organism: Brassica rapa (field mustard)
Lineage: Eukaryota; Viridiplantae; Streptophyta; Magnoliopsida; Brassicales; Brassicaceae
Product: pentatricopeptide repeat-containing protein At5g16640, mitochondrial
Molecular function (GO): mRNA binding; protein binding
Source: RefSeq, a predicted model, not a curated record